This is a messenger RNA of Harmonia axyridis, 2191 nucleotides long. RefSeq names its product translation initiation factor IF-2, mitochondrial (gene mIF2). The transcript has a single exon. Gene Ontology annotation, molecular function: GTP binding; GTPase activity; translation initiation factor activity. Bases 79 to 2142 code for a protein of 687 amino acids. The record is from RefSeq and is a predicted model, not a curated record. NCBI's taxonomy places the organism in Eukaryota, Metazoa, Arthropoda, Insecta, Coleoptera, Coccinellidae. Gene Ontology annotation, biological process: translational initiation.
CUUAUCUAACCUCACAUUCAAAAUGAAUAAUAAACACUAAAAUAAUUGGAGAUAUUAAGCAAAAAAAACAAAUCUAUAAUGACUAUGUUGAUGAAAUUAUUCCGAUUUAAUUCAAUGAGACUCAUAUUACAUCCGACAAUGUUGGAACAUGGAGAUUUGAGAUGUCUGCAUUCUAGCAAUAUUUUGUACAAGAAACGUAAAACGGCGGAAGAGAGAAAAUCUGUGAGAUCUAUGCAAUUUCCAGAGAAAUCAAAAAUGCCUGUUAUACAAGUUUGGAGAUAUAUUACUCCCAGAGAAAUAAGUCAAAUUAUAAAUAAAGACAUGAAAUACAUGUAUGAAUUAUUUUCAGACAAAAUGACACAUCCCGAUAAUCCUAUCGAAGAUUUGAAAUUUUUACAACAAAUAAUGAAAAGAGGUGGAUAUCGAAUGGAAGUAAUUAAAAAGCCAUCAAAUGAAAUAGAAGAAUUAGAGGACCUUGAUAUUUAUCCUAGACCCAAGGCAGAUAAGUCUUUGUUAAAACCACGACCUCCUGUAGUAACUAUUAUGGGCCAUGUUGAUCAUGGUAAAACAACUCUACUAGAUGCAUUGAGACAUUCUUGUGUGGUUGAAAAAGAAUUUGGUGGUAUUACUCAGCAUAUUGGGGCAUUCUCUGUAGAAUUAGAUUCUGGUGCUAAAGUAACGUUCUUAGAUACACCUGGACAUGCAGCUUUUCAUGCUAUGAGGGCAAGAGGAGCAAAUGUAACAGAUAUAGUGGUACUUGUGGUUGCAGCAGAUGAUGGAGUUAUGGACCAGACAGUAGAAUCAAUAAGAAUGGCAAAACAAGCAAGAGUACCAAUUCUCAUAGCCAUAAACAAAAUUGAUUCUCACAAAGCAGACAUUGAAAGAACAAAAAAAACAUUGCUGGAAGCAGGUUUACAAAUUGAAGAAUAUGGUGGAGACAUACAGUCUAUUCCUAUUUCAGCUUUGAAAAGACAGAACUUGGGUGCUUUAGUUGAAGCUUUGGUUCUUCAAGCUGAAUUGCUAGAAAUAAAAUCUGACUAUACAGGUCCAGUGGAAGCUGUUAUAGUGGAAAGUAGAGUGGAUCCAUACAGAGGGAAGUUAUGUACCAUUGUGGUUAAAAGAGGAACAUUGAAAAAGGGCUCUAUAUUAGUAGCAGGAACAGCUUAUGGAAAGGUUAGAACUAUAAAGGAUGCAGUUGAUAAAAUAAUGAUUGAGGCAACUCCUGGUUAUGCAGUAGAAAUUGAUGGUUGGAAAGAAUUUCCAUCUGCUGGAGAGUUAGUUCUUGAAGUGGAAACAGAAAAAAGAGCUAGAGAGGUGAUACGAAUUCGAGAAAAGAAGCUGAGCCUCCAAAAGGCUCUAGAAGACAAAGAGAUUAUUUUACAGAAGGCAGAGGAAGACCGUAAGGUGUAUGAAGAAAAAUUGAAAUUGAGAAGGAGAUUAGGCAGGUAUAAACUCAAACAAGAAGGUCCCAGAAAACCAGAAAAGGAAGAUGAUACUAGAACACUUUUCAAUAUAAUUAUAAAAGGAGAUGUAGAUGGCUCUGUAGAAGCCAUAAUUGAUACAUUGGAUACUUAUAAUUCAGAUCUUUGUGAAAUGGAUUUGGUCCAUUUUGCAGUAGGAACAGUAACUGAAAGCGAUAUAGAACUUGCCAAAACUUUUAAUGCUGUGAUAUAUGCCUUUAAUCUUACCAUUCCAAUGCACAUACAAGAAAUGGCAGAAACGUCUGAGGUUUCAAUAAAACAAUUCAAUGUUAUUUAUAAGCUAGUAGAUGAUGUUAAAGAGGAGCUCAAUGUUCGUAUACCUCCCAUUGAAGUUGAAGAGGUAACUGGAGAGGCAACAGUAUUACAACAAUUCAUCAUAAAUCAAGGCAAAAAGCAGAUUCCUGUUGCAGGUUGCAAGUGUACAAAAGGUGCUCUAAAGAAAAAUGGAAUUUUUAAGUUGAUUAGGAAUGAAAAUAUUAUUUAUACUGGGCCCUUAUCUUCUUUGAGACAUCUUAAAAAUGAAGUUGAUACAAUAAAGGCUAAUUCUGAAUGUGGAUUACAAUUGAAAGACAAAACGGUUACCUUUGAACAGGGAGAUAAUAUACAGUGUUUAGAAAAAGUAAUGAAACCUCGAGUUGUCAAUUGGGACCCUGGUUUUUAAUUGAAAAAUUCAAUAAUCCAUGUAUAUAACUAAUAAAAAAUGAAUUAAU